GGCACCAAUCACGGAGCCGCUCACUUCGAGGCACGUUUUGAAAUUCCGCGGGGCUCAACGGCUCCGAGGGUAGCGACGUGCAGCUGGAUAGUUAGCGUUCCCGGUGGUAGCUGCGCUCGGGCCGCGCUGAGGAGCUCGGGGGUCUCGUCUCCCGGCUGACCGGGUAGGGCGUCUGCCAUGAGGAGGAGUGAGGUGCUGGCAGAGGAGUCCAUAGUGUGUCUCCAGAAAGCUCUUAAUCACCUUCGAGAAAUAUGGGAAACAAUCGGGAUUCCGGAGGACCAGCGCUUACAGAGAACCCAGGUUGUAAAGAAACACAUCGAGGAUCUCCUGGAUAUGAUGAUUGCUGAAGAGGAGAGCUUGAAGGAAAGGCUUAUCAAAAGCAUAUCCAACUGCCAAAAAGAGCUGAGCACCCUGUGCAAUGAGUUGCAUGUCGAGCCCUUUCAGGAAGAAGGAGAAACAACCAUCCUGCAACUAGAAAAAGAUUUGCGCACUCAGGUGGAAUUGAUGCGAAAACAGAAAAAGGAGAGAAAACAGGAACUGAAGCUACUUCAAGAACAAGAUCGAGAACUCUGUGAGAUUCUUUGCAUGCCCCAAUAUGAAAUAGACAGCACCAGUGUUCCCAGCGUAGAAGACUUAAACCAGUUCAGACAACACUUGGCAACUCUGAGGGAAAAAAAGGCAUCUAGGCGUGAGGAGUUUCUCAACUUGAAGAGACAGAUCAUACUAUGUAUGGAAGAAUUGGAUCACACUCCAGACACAAGCUUUGAAAGAGAUGUGGUGUGUGAAGAUGAAGAUGCCUUUUGUUUGUCUUUGGAGAAUAUUACAACACUACAGAAGCUGCUACGGCAGCUGGAAAUGAGAAAAUCACAAAAUGAAGCACUGUGUGAGAGGCUGCGUGCUCAGAUCCAAGAGCUCUGGGACAGGCUACAAAUACCUGAAGAAGAGAGGGAAGUUGUGGCCAUGAGUCAGCCUGGGUCAAACCCCAAAGUGAGGAGAGCGCUACAGUUAGAAGUAGAGCGGCUGGAAGAACUGAAAAUGCAAAACAUGAAGAAAGUAAUUGAGGCAAUUCGAGUAGAGCUGGCUCAGUUUUGGGACCUGUGUUUUUAUAGCCAGGAGCAGAGACAAGCUUUUGCUCCCUACUAUGCUGAGGACUACACCGAAAGCCUGCUGCAGCUGCACGAUGCUGAGAUUGUACAGUUAAAAAACUACUAUCAAGUUCACAAGGAGCUCUUUGAAGGUGUCCGGAAGUGGCAAGAGAACUGGAGGCUCUUCUUAGAAUUUGAGAGAAAGGCAUCAGAUCCAAGUCGAUUUACAAACCGGGGAGGAAAUCUUCUAAAAGAAGAAAAGCAACGAGCAAAACUCCAGAAAACGCUCCCUAAGCUGGAAGAGGAGCUGAAGACACGGAUUGAGAUGUGGGAACAGGAGCAAUCGACGGCGUUUCUAGUGAAUGGGCAGAAAUUCAUGGAGUAUGUGAUGGAACAGUGGGAGACUCACAGACUGGAGAAGGAGAGAGCCAAGCAGGAGAGGCAAUUGAAGAACAAGAAGCAGACAGAGACAGAGGUACUGUACGGCAGUGCUCCCCGGACCCCCAGCAAGCGGCGAGUUCUGGCUCCCAACACGCCUGGCAAAGUGCGCAAGCUGAACACUACCGUCAUGUCCAAUGCUGCAGCCAAUAGCAGCAUCCGUCCUGCCUUUGGGGGGACAGUGUUCCACUCCCCCACGUCUCGACUUCCUCCUUCUGGCAGCAAGCCAGGAGUGACUUCGACCUGUUCAGGAAAGAAAACUCCCCGUGCCAACAGAGUUGGGGCCAACAAGGAGAACGUAGAGCUUAGCGGAAGCUUUCUGAGUGGUGGGUACCCUGGCUCAGCGCCCCUCCAGCGCACCUUCAGCAUUAAUUCUGUUGCCAGCACCUAUUCUGAAUUUGCGAAGGAUCCAUUCCUCUCUGACAGCUCCACUGUUGGGCUUCAGCGAGAACUUUCAAAGGCCUCCAAAUCUGACGCUGCUUCUCGAAUCCUCAAUUCAACCAACAUCCAGCUCUGAAAGCCCUGACCAGACAGCCAGCUGCACAUAAGGAUAUGGGGGCUGGACUUUUUCUUCAGUUCAACUUAAGAAAUACCUUAAAACGUAGUUAUAGCAGUUAAGUACAAACUUCAGCAUCUGGGCUAAUCGCCUUCUCUGCUCUAUAACUGUACUUGGUGAAGCACGAUCCAGGCUUGGUGCAGCUGACUGUCGUGCAGGGAAAUGACUGCCCAGCCUUGGGCGUGGGCCGUGAGUCUGGCUUGUGUACUUAUAAUUAGCAAUUAAUGUUUUCUGAAAUCUAGGGAUGUCCAAUUAAUGCUACAGCUCUGAUAGCUUUGCUAAGACCUGUCCAGAUCACCCUGUCACACUGAGGAGCUCCGUGUGUGUCUGCAUUUGGGGUGGCCCAGCUCACCACCAAAGAGUGACAGGUGGCUGGAUUGCCUUUGUUAAAUUGUGUACCGCUUGGUAGAGUACAGUCCCUUUGUCUGAAGCAUUUCCUCAGGCCCAGUCCCCACCCUGUGCCCGUUGUGCCCAAGUCCUACCCCUGCACCUGCAGCCAGGUGUGGAGGCUGUCUCAGUGGGCAGGGCUGCUUCUGCUGUGGAGACCAGCACCUUUGCACACGUCACUACCAGGGCCCAUCCCUGCAACAGGGUCUGCCGGCCUUUGCGCUGCGCUGAGGCUCUGUACCUUUGCACACGACACUAUGGGCGUGUCCCUACAACAGCAUCUGCCCUGAGGCUCUGUACCUUGCACACGUCACUACUGGGUGCUUCACUGCAACAGCAUCUGCGCUGAGGCUUGACCUGCUCUGUCCAUCACUGUGUUCUCUCAAAGCACUAUUAUUUAUUCUUUACCUGUGACACAGCAAAAUGGUUCUCAGAAGUUACCGGUGUGGACUUGUUCUGUAGGUGUCAGACGUGCUGUUUAUAUUUUAAAAACAGGAUAUAUGUACAUGUGACUUUUUAAAAAUAAAGUCAAAUAAAUUUUGAAAACUA
Messenger RNA from Cavia porcellus (domestic guinea pig), 3015 nucleotides. RefSeq names its product protein regulator of cytokinesis 1 (gene Prc1). Gene Ontology annotation, cellular component: spindle; mitotic spindle midzone; cytoplasm. The coding region runs from base 178 to 2040 and encodes 620 amino acids. Gene Ontology annotation, molecular function: microtubule binding. Gene Ontology annotation, biological process: mitotic spindle midzone assembly; microtubule cytoskeleton organization. Lineage: Eukaryota; Metazoa; Chordata; Mammalia; Rodentia; Caviidae. The transcript is spliced from 15 exons. The record is from RefSeq and is a predicted model, not a curated record.